AUGAAACCGAGGUUAUGGAUUUUCUUGUUUUUGGUAAGACAAUAAUAAAAUAAAUCGUGACUCUUUUCAGAUAAUACAAAUAUCAGCAGACUCAAGUGAUGAGAGCAGGUAAGAUGACUCCCUGUUACACUUUCUUGCCUUCGAUUACGCUAGUUUUUAUGUUUUUAGUGAAGAAAAUGAGUUUGCUGAUUCCAAUUACAAGGGAGACUCCAUUCCGACAUCUUUUAUUGACAAUGCUUUCAAUAAUCGCCGUACGUUUCAAUGCCAGCUUAUUAAGAACGCGUUGAAAUCUGGAGAUUCUGGCGCCAACAUCUCCCCAGAGGACAUAAGUAUCGUGGCGGCAAUGGGAGAUGCGUUAUCAACGGGUGUUGGGUUGUGGUCAGGCAGUGAAAUUGAAUUCAGAGGAGCUGCUUUUACUGUGGGAGGGGAUGCCACGAUAGAUGGACUGGUUACACUUCCAAGUAAGACAAAGGAUGUACCAGAUGAACAAGAUAACCAUUAACGAUGACUUCAGAUAUCCUCCAACAAUUCAGCCCUGAUCUUGAAGGGAUGUCCCAUGGGAUGGGGGCCGUAGAUCAGCUUCCGUAUAACCAAUUUAACGUAGCCAGAACUGGAGCUGAAACCGAUCACAUGGAUUCUCAGGCUGCAGAUCUUGUAGAAAGAAUUCGACAGAAAUAUACAGACAUAGAAGAGAGAUGGGUUCUGGUGUUCAUAACAGUGGGCACAGAAGAAAUGUGUGCCAAAUGUGAUAUGCCUAACAUGGAUAAGCUCAGGAAGGCCAUAAUUAUAUUAAAGAGAGCUCUCCCCAAGGUCCUUGUGGUCCUGGUUGGCCCUGUUCACGUCGCCAGAUCAUCUCAUCUCAAUUACAAUCUAUUAAAGCAAGUGUCAUAUUAGCUGGAGAGAAUAUUAGCUAUUAAAAUUGCUUUUAGAACUUUAUCUCAGAGGUUCUUUUUCAGACCCCGCUGUAAAUGUCUGGAGCCUCUGACUAACGGGCAAUUACGGCAAUUACAACAGAAAUGGGCGGAAGAAUUUCUGAGAUUGGAGGCCGAGUUUACAAUCAGAAACUACACCACCUUUACUCUACUAACCUUGCCAGAUUUGAAAAUCGAAUCCAGAAAGCCAGAGCAAUUAUUUGUUCCCGGAAAACCGCUUUUAAACAGGUAACUCCAAACUUUAACAUUGAUUUCGUUGUUAACACACAUAUUACUUUAGAAAAGGGCAUACCUAUGCCGCGAAAUGGCUCUGGAAUCGAAUGAUUGCGGGUCCCAAAUACAACGCCUCUGUGAUUCCGUUGUCUGAAGAUUCUUAUUACUGUCCCCCUGUAGUAUGUUCUGUCUUAAAUUUUGUUAUAUUGUUCCCAGGGAUGUCCAUAUUUCCGUACACCAGCCAAUUUUGCGAACUGCACCAUUAUGACCUUGGAUGAAUUCAAUCGUCGUCAAGACGAGAAGCGUACAACCCCGACCUUGAUUCUGACUGGGGUCGACGACAGAAGGCGGAGCAUUCGGGAACAUGUUGUUCUUUACGUCAUCGGGCCUGUUCUCCUUUCUGGAGCCACUGUUGUUAUUUUGGGGACCGUUUUUUAUUGUCAUGGGAUGAAACAGACGAAAGGAAGGUUCGAAAAUGCACCUGGAGUCUGA
This is a messenger RNA of Bursaphelenchus xylophilus (pine wood nematode), 1637 nucleotides long. The record is from the annotation of a GenBank genome assembly. NCBI's taxonomy places the organism in Eukaryota, Metazoa, Nematoda, Chromadorea, Rhabditida, Aphelenchoididae.